Messenger RNA from Pseudovirgaria hyperparasitica, 1917 nucleotides. RefSeq names its product SET domain-containing protein. Gene Ontology annotation, molecular function: protein binding. Lineage: Eukaryota; Fungi; Ascomycota; Dothideomycetes; Acrospermales; Acrospermaceae. The record is from RefSeq and is a predicted model, not a curated record. Bases 41 to 1453 code for a protein of 470 amino acids. The transcript is spliced from 2 exons.
CUCAUCUCUCGUAAAGACUCCUUCAAGACACAUCAUCAACAUGGCAGCUACGAGAAGGACUACGCACGCAGGUCGUGCAAAGUCUACAUCUCCGACAUUGUCCACCCGUCGAACAACGCGUUCACAAACAGCACUGUCAACCCGACCAGUAACGCGAUCACAAUCAACAUCAUCACCACAUCUCCCCCCCGCCCAUCACCACCCCCAACAACCCAUGGAACCCCCAUCCACGCGCUCCAACCCCAGGAGCAGCCGUAUAACCAAGAAACCCGCCGCACCAAGACCCCUAUCCCGUCCCGAAACCCCCAUAAUCGCCCCUACCACCACUCCAUCCCCACCAUCACGUGUCAUAAACGACCUCCUCGAAGAACGCACCCACCCCUCCAAAGGGCGUGCCGUCUACACCCGCAAGCCGAUCCGCGCCGGCACCCGCCUCCUCUCCGAGACUCCCCUGAUCCAAUACAGCGGGAGCACGAAGCAGAAAGCACGCACGGCAGCCAUAAAAGCCCGGUACCGUGCCCUCCCCGCGCCCCGCAAAGCCCAGCUCGACAGACUGGCAGGACACGCCGGCUGGCCCGGCGUGAUCUCCAAGUUCAACCUGAACGCGUACCAGCACGACCGACAGCGGUCGGGCGCGGCAGACGUGGCAGACGCGGCAUACGACGAAGACGAUACGGUGGUUUGCCAGAUUCUGUAUGCGGAGAUCAGCAUGAUCAAUCACUCGUGUCGGCCGAACAGCUUCCCGGCCUUCAACGACCGCAUUGCACGCGGGACGGUGCAUGCAAUGUGUGAUCUGGGGGCGGGCGUGGAAGUGACGGUCGAUUACGGCGGUGGUGAGAUUAGGCUGAGUGAGGAGCGGAGGGAGCACAUGAGGGAGUGGGGCUUCGAGUGUGCGUGUGAGCUGUGUGAGGAGUCGGGGUCGAUGGCGGCGGUGCAUGCCAUCGGAUGUGAGAGCAUUGGCGUAGUGGAGGCCAACAAGAGAGUACCGGGAAAGGGUGCCAGCGCACCCUCGAGAGGUCGGAAACCUGCUAGACAGUUGCCGAAAUCGCCAGUUUGGUCAGCCUCCGAUCGCCGCAGGCAUCGGAUGAAGGGGCGCUGGGCAGAUAUUCGUGGCUUCUUUCAGGAGUUGAAGACCAAUCACCGGACAAUGAAGGACGACGAGCGCUUGCCUUCCAUUCAGACGAAGUUGAUCGAAGUCAUGGAGGACGCAGUCGUGGAGGGAUAUCUGAGUAUGAGCCAGUUGGGUGAUAUGCUGACCACAGGGGCACUGAUACAGGAGAAAUGUGCAGAUGACGCAGAAUCGGCGUGUCUCCUGUGGGAGCAGUAUCACAAACUCGCGCUGAUCUGCGUAGGAGAUGAUCACAAUGAAGUCAUACGAGCCAAGGCGAAUAUGCAAAGACUGCAGGAGCGGAGGUCCAAGAGAGACAACACACGGCGAACGAAGAAAAGAUGACGAAGCAAGAGGAGGUCUGGCAGCCUCAUGAGCCGACCACAUUUUUCAGGUUACGUCUUGGAUACAUUUCAGGUUACGUCUUGGAUACAUUUCAGGUUACGUCUUGGAUACAUUUCAGGUUACGUCUUGGAUACAUAUGAAUGAUAGUUCGGGGCGCAUUGGCAUCUGCAUAUGAUCUAUGCUUCAUGAUAAUGACACACAAGAGAACAGCAUAGACCUGCGCAGUGACAGGGCUAGGAACGAAAAGUAGGUUCUAGGACUAUGGAUGCGCGCUGGCCCUAGGACCAGGCAUUAAAGACAAGAGUCAUAGGGGAUACAAUGACGAAGUAGCUCGGAAGUGUGUCGCGGGAAUGCGAGCGGGUUGUGGGUUGUUCUCGCGCUCCUAUUUUACAGUCACGUUCUCAACUUCAUCGCCUUGAGGCAACGGUGGAGGAGAUGCCGGAUUCGCAGCAAGCUCAAGAAGC